AUGGCUGCCAUCAACGACACCGCGGCCAAGAAUGGGAAGCGAGAUGUCUCUUCUUAUCAUGUAGAGCAAGAUGCAGACGCUGACGGCGACCUGAAGCACACCGAUGCUGCCAUAGAUGCUGCCACCAAGGGUCAGGCCCUGACUGGCUACGAGCACCUAUCUCUGUGGGAAACUGCCAAGAUGUUCAAGAUCUGCGCUGCUUGCUGCUUUGCAGCAGCCUUCAGCGGAGGAAACGAUGGUUACCAGAUUGGCAUCAACGCCAGUAUCAUUGUCAACAAGGGUUUCAUUGAGCAGUUCGCCACAGCCGUCGAUGCCAAGGGCAAGAAGUAUCACACUUCGCCUAUCCUGAGUGGCUGGAGCUCUAUCAUGUCCGUCGGUCAGGUCAUUGGUACCGUCUCCAUCUCGUUUGUCUUGAACCGGUUUGGCCGUAAGGCUGCCAUGUACUGGAUCUGGAUUGUUCUCGUUGCCAGUGUGCUCGCGGAAAGCCUCUCCAGGACCUGGCAGGUCUGGCUUAUUGGCAAGUUGCUCGCUGGUAUUGGUGUUGGAAGCUUGCAAGCUACCCUUCCUACUUAUAUUGCCGAGAUCUCCCCUGACCGUAUCCGCGGUGCGCUUUGUAUGCUCUACCAGUUCUGGUGGACUGUUGGUUCCUUCUUUGCCCAGAUCGCCUUGAGGGAGAUUGAUGUCAAGACGCCUAUGAAUUGGCUUACCCCAGUCUAUACGCAAUGGGGCCAAAUUGGUGUCAUGGCCAUCAUUUUUCUUGUGAUUCCGGAGACUCCUCAAUGGUGCGUCGCAAGGGGCCGUGAAGAGCAAGCGAAGAAGUGCAUCCGGACGCUACAUUGGGACAUCCCCAACUACGAUGUGGACCGUCACUAUCGGCGCCUUGUUCUAUUACUCGACCAUGAGAAGCAAGUGGCUGAGGAGCAACGCAGACAACACUGGUGGGCUAUUUUUACUGGAACCGAUGGUCGUCGCACUUUCAUUUCCCUGUGGCCCUCCCUAGCUCAGCAGUUCAUUGGUCUCAAGCUUUUUGGUACCUUUGCUACUUACUUCUUUCAGCAGGCCGGUGUAGGAGAUCCCUUUACUAUCAAGUGCAUUACUACAUCCAUCAAGAUUGCUACUGUACUGGUUGCGAUCUCGGCUACUGACACUAUCGGCCGUCGACUGAUGGCCUGCGGUGCAACUACAUUAUCUUGGGUCUGCUGCAUUGUCGUUGGUAUCCUCGGCGUGGUUCCGGAUAAUAGUGCCCGGACUUAUGUCUUCGUUGCUUCCGCAUGCUUAUGGAAUGUCGGCAUGGUUGCAGUCGGUGCGGCCAGUUCUGCCUCUCUGGGUGAAAUCUCGUCACAGCGUCUUCGACCUUAUACUGCGGGUUUCGCUAUGGGGUCUAGCUGUGUUGUUGGCAUUAUCAUGGAUGUCCUAGUUCCUUACAUGGUCAAUUCAAACCAGUGGAACUGGAGCCUAAAGACCGGUUGGUUCUAUGCAGGCCUUGGUCUUAUUGGUACUGUGGUCAUGUGGCUCAUGUUUCCUGAGACUAAGGGACGCAGCGCUGCCGAGCUGGACGAGCUCUUCGAGAGCAAAACCAAGGCCUGGAAGUUCAAGUCCACCAAGACGGCUACUCAGCGUCUUACCCAGGAACAGGCUUAA
This is a messenger RNA of Clonostachys rhizophaga, 1641 nucleotides long. Lineage: Eukaryota; Fungi; Ascomycota; Sordariomycetes; Hypocreales; Bionectriaceae. The record is from the annotation of a GenBank genome assembly.